Molecule: messenger RNA, 761 nt
Organism: Trematomus bernacchii (emerald rockcod)
Lineage: Eukaryota; Metazoa; Chordata; Actinopteri; Perciformes; Nototheniidae
Product: putative C-type lectin domain family 20 member A
Exons: 4
Coding region: 108-716 (202 amino acids)
Source: RefSeq, a predicted model, not a curated record
CCUCACAUGCUGGACAUCAGUACCAUUUUGUUUAUGAAGCAAAGACCGUGUCUGAAGCACAGAGAUACUGCAGAGAGAAACACACAGACCUGGCCACUGUAGACAGCAUGGAGGUUGUGGAGCUCCUGAACGACAUGGCAGGCCAAUACAACCAAUCAGCCUGGAAAGGGCUGUAUGAGGACGUGGUCACCUGGAGGUGGUCACUGUCAGACCCAAGCUUCUACAAACCGGGGGAGAUGGAGUUCAGACGAUGGGGGUCUGGACAACCAGGCAACACUGUGACAGAACGAUGCUCAAUGAUUUGUUCUCCUCAUGGACUAUGGGAUGAUGUUGUUUGUGACAACCGCUACUGUGCAGUCUGCUGUGAGGUCAAAGGACCGAAUGUGAGAUUUCUCUCCACUGAUGGUGUAAUGACAUGGACUGAGGCCCAGAGCUACUGCAGAGAACACCACACAGACCUGGCCAGUGUGAGAAACCCGGCGGAGGAGCAGCAGAUUGUUGAGCUGUUACCUGGAGGGAUAUAUUGGAUCGGCCUUUACAGAGACUCCUGGAAGUGGUCCGAUGGAAGUUUCUCCUCCUUCAAGUACUGGGCAGAAAAUGAACCUGAACACAGAGCUUUUAAGGUUUGUGUGGCUGCAGCUUUCCAUGACUCUGAAAAAUGGGAGGGCUUGUACUGUGGGUUGAAGAAACCAUUCAUUUGCUACGGACGUGAGUAACACGAAGAUUCACUGUUAAAUUCCAUAAUUCCGUCAAAUAAGCUA